This is a messenger RNA of Prosopis cineraria, 2097 nucleotides long. RefSeq lists its product as uncharacterized. The transcript has a single exon. Gene Ontology annotation, molecular function: S-adenosylmethionine-dependent methyltransferase activity. Bases 449 to 1858 code for a protein of 469 amino acids. NCBI's taxonomy places the organism in Eukaryota, Viridiplantae, Streptophyta, Magnoliopsida, Fabales, Fabaceae. The record is from RefSeq and is a predicted model, not a curated record.
UUCUCAGAUCUGCGCAAUCCCUGCAAUUUCACACUUAGCUGGAGAGCCUAACAAAGCUUGAAGCUGCCUCCUUCCUCACCUCCCACAGUUCUUUUCUACAAAAUACUUGGUUUCAUCGAAGCCGGAACGUCAGAAUGAGUUGAUUUCCCUGGGAACAAUGUGGGCAUAGGAUACAAUCCGUCCAGGAUGGGAGGUAGCUGGGACGAGCCAAUGUCGAAGAGGGUUCCGAGGAGGGUCUGGUUAAACUGCCAGAAACCGAUGGGUGUCCUCGUGGGUGGCAAUCACACUUCAUCCAGGUUUUGCACUCGCUAAUUCCUCUCCCCCUUCUCCGUUCCGGCUUUCCAUUCUCUCUGAUAUUUCAGACAAUUCCAAAUCUCCUCUGUGGAUUUUGCUUCUUCUCGGUGAUCUUGCUCUCGCGAACUUUCGUGGGUAUCCAAUUUGAAAUAUUAUGGAUACCAGGACCUUGACAUUUCAGAUCUUUAAAGGGUCUGUGGGGAGGCGCGUCCUUUUUCGAGCAUUCUUAGUGGCCUCUGCUCUUUCCACCGUAACUUUGGUCCGCGUCCUAUCAAACUUCGAUCUGGGAGCGUUGGCUCCGAUUACUUAUAAUGACUGUGUCGCGGAUUCCGAUUCUGCUACCGUCACUUUGACUCAGGGCUCCUACCUGUUUCCGAGUCGGAUACUGAACACCUUUUGGAGUUCAUUUGACUCUAUGAAUUGCAAGCAAGAUGUCAAUUUGACUGCUACUGUGGUCACGGAGUUGAUGGGUAAACAGUUUUUGGACUGUAAUGCUAAAAGUCUCUGUAUUGGAGAAGGAGCCUUAAUGGCCGCCUCGGCAAUGCAACAGUUGGGAUUCUCCAGUGUCAACGGUGUUUACAAACACCGCUUUUUCUCGCUCAAACAGAAAAAAUUCGUGUACGAGCUUCAUUUUCCAGAUUCUUCAUUCGAUUUCGUGUUUUCCAGGGACCUGGAUAAGGUUUCAGUUCCUGCAUUGCUCGUGCUUGAGGUGGAACGCGUUCUUAAGCCCCGUGGAAUAGGUGCCCUGCUUGUGGGUGCUAGUUCUUCGAACCCAAAUGACUUGAUAAGGUCUGCCACCCCGGUAUCGUCAUUGCUGAGAUCUUCAAGUGUCGUGCAUGUUGGUCAUAUCAAUCAACUAAACCUCGUGGUUUUCAAGAAAAGAUCCGACAAUACCAGCACCUUUGAUAGUAAUAACCUUCCAUCAGACUGUCCAAAUCUUACCCUUAACAAACCUCUCACGGAGCUGUUGGAACCUCUCGUGGAGGAACGACUCCCUCCAGAGUUUGUAGAACGGAUGUCAUAUUUGCCCAAGUUUGUGGAUGUUUCGACGAGAAAGCGAAUGGUGUAUAUUGAUAUUGGGGUAGGGAAGCCGCUGGACGCAAAUGUCAGUGACUGGUUCCUCCCGUCAUAUCCCAUCGAUCAGAAAGAUUUCAAUGUCUAUUUGGUUCACUACAACACUUCCAUCCUGUUAUCCUACGUGAAACGACCUGGUAUCACUUUUGUUUAUCAUCCAGGACUGGCUGGAGAUGUUGCGGCCAAGCUCAACACAGAUGGAGAAGUGGAUCCAUAUGUCGGAGAGGAAGAGUUUGAUUUCCUUGCGUGGUUCAAAGAAACUGUGCGGUUUGCAGACUUUGUGGUGCUGAAGAUGAAUGCAGGAGAAGUUGAACGGAAGUUCCUCUCGGAUAUACUUGAAAGUGGAGUCAUAUGCUUCGUUGAUGAGAUGUUCCUGGGCUGCCCAGGCAGUGGGGAUGAUAAAAAUACGAAGGAAAUGAGAAGUUGCAUGGAUAUCCACAAGGUUCUUAGGAGCAGCGGCGUCUAUGUGCACCAGUGGUGGGGAAACUGAGCUGCUUUGAGGGCUUCUCUCCUGUUUGAUCAUUAUUGAAGUUUGUGUGUUUGUUGUAACGUGUGACUUGUAUUUGGACCAUGGUCCAAAUAUCUAAGGAUAAUAUUGCUUUUGUGGUCGUUGUCUGUGAGUGCGGGAUGCUGAGAACAUCCAAGUGCUUUUAUGGUUGGGCGCUUAAAACUAAAUAAACAACCAUUGUCGUUGUCGUUUGUUAUUAAUGAAAUCGGUGUUUGAUCGUA